ACGCGUUAUUAGCUCGCAGGCCUACUUCACCGAAUCCUGAAUGCGACGCGAAAACCACAGGUAGAACAGCGCCUUCAAGACGUGGGAAGGGACGGGCGCUUUCCGCUGCCGCUUCGUGCUUUCCUUUCCCAACCCUCCUGUUUCCAGAGACUAAGUGGUGCGUUCCGCGGCGAACGGGAUCGGGGAGGCUUCGCCGCCAUUUUGUCCGUGGUUUGUGAGCGGGGCGGGCUCAGCGCUGAGGAGAGGCCGCCGCCAGCAUGUAUAUCAAACAGGUAAACGGAGUGAUGGGGCCCCUUUUUGUGAUGAGGUGGCUCCGCUGUCGCAGGGGAGGGCGGCUUCAUUAAAGUAUCUGAGGGGGGAGGGCGACGCUGGCUACGAUGUUUCGCUGGGGGGGGGAGGAUCUGGUUUGGGGAGGGAGAAGAGGGGCUUCGGCUCGAGGGGGGCUGCGGCGGCUUUUUGCUCGGGAGGUUUUUUCUCCUCACGGGAUGAUCCCAUAGAUGGAGGGAGGGGGGCGGCCGAGGCUGUCAUCUCCGAAAGGGCCUUUCUGGCGGAUCCCACUUUCGAAUGAGGGGCGGGGGGGGAGGUGGUUUCGCCCAUGGCCUGCGUAUUGCAGUGCAUGACGGGGAGAGAUGUAAACACUGGGAAGUCCUGGGGCCCAUCUGGAGCGGACGUUCAGAAUACCAUAUUGGUAGCUGUGUGUCAUUGCAGGGGUAGACUUUCCUCUUCAGAAUCCGGAAGGAUCCAGUUAAAAGGCAGGAUUAUGUGAAUGCUAGAAAAUAGUUUUUGUAUUUUAAAAAAAGUAUGUAUUCCCUUCUCAGGCCUCUGAGUUUGUUAAAGGAAGGCCCCUGCCUUGUGCUUAAAAGCUAUGGUCUCACCAACAUUAGUAGGUGAGGGGGGCAAACCUGGAUUGCAACACAUCAGAUUGCAGGUGGGCUUGCAUAGUUGGACAUUUCCCCCUCCACCAUAGAAGAAAGGCCCCAUGCAUGUAGUUGUGCAUCUGUCUCAGGGAGAGUUCGCCUUUGGCGGUGAAGUCAAACCAUUGGAAGGUUGCAGCGCCUGCUGUGGCUGUAGAGACCAAUAGGGGUGAGACGUGUUUUGUUGCAGCUAGGGCAGAUGAAGGCAUCUGGUUGUACUGAUGCAGAUGCACCACGGCAUUUCUUCUCUUGGUGCUGUCAUUCCUCCUAUGGUCACUGCUGUGGAUGCACAACCAGACUGUCUUGUCUCCAGGCACUGCAGUUGUCUGCAAAGGACAUCCCACAUGGUGGGGUUGAUGUUGCCAGCCUUCAUGUCAUGUUUGCAGACAUCUUUGUAUCACAAGAGCUGGUCUGCUGGUGCUGGAAGCCAGCUAUCUGUAGAGCACAUCCUUGGGGAUCCUGCCAUCUUCCAUUCUGUGGACAUGACCAAGCCAACAUAGAUGUUGCUGAGACAAAGUUCAAAUGUGCUGGGAAUGUGGGCUUGGGAGAGCACAUUCUUUGUUUGAAACUGCCCUGCCAUGUGAUUCCCAAAAUCCUCCUAAUGCAGCACAUGUGGAAGGCAUUGAGGCAUUGCUCCUGACAGUUAUACAUAGGACAGCUCUCUGCCUGCCUGCCUAUUGUGAAAAACUGCAUCUCCCAAGGACACUUUGAGUCUCUGAUUUGCAUUCUCCUUGGCGCUAAGAGAGAUAAAAACGUAAUAAUCUCUAACUGGUUUAAAAACCUAGCCAAAGCUCAACUUUUAACUUUACCUUCAGCCCACUCUUCAGUUUAUCAGCUAAACAUUGCAACUGAAACUUGAAACUUACACUUAACUUAAGCUGAAAGCUAAACCUGCAAUAUUGAAUUUAAAGAUGACCUCCCCACUUUCUCAAUCUGCACUAUGUGGAACUACUCUUGCGAACUGUGGGGUUUUGUUUUUUUGUUUUUGCAUUUUAUUUACCCUUGAUUUAUUCUAGCUAGGUGUUCGUGGUUUCUUUCAAACCACAAGGUGGGUGCACACAACACAAUGCUAGCACAUCAAGAAAAAGCAGGGGAAGCUUAUUCAUGUUAAACCAUAGUUCAAAACAAAAUAGGGUUUAACAUCAUGUACAAGUGUGGCCAUUUGGAAGGUAAAUGCAUCACUGUCAAAAACCAGCACAAAAAGAGAAGCAAGGAACCAUUUUUCAGGUUACAACUCUUUGUCUAAUUUUCAAAGGACGUGGACAUUUUAUACCCUAUUGUGCAGUUUCUUCAGAUUUCUUAUCAAAACUCUAUUUUGAAUCUUAAGUGUUCUCUGGAUGGUAUCCAUAGAUCUUCUUUCCUAUAUAUGGGUUCCUUUUCUCCCCACUAGCCCUGGAUAAUUUUCAUUUUUUUAAAUGAACAGACAGUUUAUACAGGCAGUGUCUUUUCCCAUCAUGAAAGCCAUUCAUACAUACCUUUCCUGUGUGGAUUUGCUUCAUUGUUUUCCACUGUUUGGGGAGGCAUGGCCUGUCUACAAAGUUUGUGUUGUAUGGGGUUUUCAAGGUUUAGCAUGAUUUUGUUGGUGUCAUAUGUCGACUUUCUGAUAGAUCAAAAGAUGUCUGUAUGGGCUGAAACAUUUCCUACACUCCAGACAUUUAUAUUGUUUUUCUCUUGUGUGCAAGCUGCAAUGAGUCCUGAGGUGUGUGCUCAGACUGAUACAUUUACCACACUCGAAGGCACUUGUUAGGUUUUUCUCUAGUAUGCACUCUUCAAUGACUAGCAAGGAGGGAUAUGUAAGAGAAAUAUUUCCCACACUGUAGGCAUAUGCACUCUUUUUGUCCAGAGUUGGUUGCCUGGUGACUUUCAAGAUGAAACCCCUGAGUAUGUCAUUUCCCACAAUCUGGAUGUUCAUAAGGUUUCUCUCCUGUGUGGACUUGUGCAUUCUUAGGUGUGAGUCCUGAGUGAGGUAUUUCACACACUUCAAACAUUGAUAGGCUUUCUCUUCUGUGCGGAUUCUCUUAAGUGCUGCAAAAUUUGGCUGACAAGCAAAACAUUCCCCACAUUCCAAGCACUGAUAAGGCUUCGUUCCUGUGUGGCUUCUUUGCAGGCUGAACUCAUGUACUUAAAUUACUGAGUUACGUGUGAUAUCUUUUUUGAAAUUAUUUUAUUAGCAGAGUUGCAAACAUUAUAUACCGGUAUAUGAUGCUAGCUGUUUAGUAAUUAGUGGUAUUGUUUCAUGUUUACAUGUCACACUGGUAAGAUCUGGCUUUUUAAAGAGUUAAUUGAUUUAAUAUGAUUAGGCUAAAUGUAAAAAAGUAAAAGCUAUUGUUAAAUUUGUGUCUUAAUCACCUAUAGAAUUUGGGAUGAAGAGCCAAAAGUGAGAGGGCCGGUGCAAUGUAAAGGGUAUGAUUUGAUGCAGCAAAACCAGGUUUUAUUUUCUGCAUAUCUUUGAUGAGUUGUUGAUUUGGGGCAACUUUAUAGGAUUGUAAUAAUUAGGAACUGUAUAAAUUAAUAUUAUUAAUAAUUAAUAUUAACAAAGUUUUCUCUAUGGUAUACAAAGUUUGUAAAAAAACCCCAAAAAACCUGGAGAGAUGAUAAUAGACAAUGUCUAUUUUUUUAGGGCACUGGAUGUUGCUGCUGCUGCUGUUGUUCCAGCUGCUCAUCCAUUAAUGCUUCCUAGUGACUAUAUAGUCCUUCCCCAAGUAUGCUUCCUGCUAAUUCUCAAGUAACUUGUAGUUUAGAAAGUACAACAAUGAAUAUUGUACCUUUGAAAAAUAUUACUCUCUUUUAAAACAUGUAGUUAUAAAAGCUGCAGGUGAUAGCAAAUAAUGAUGGUAUUGUUGGCCACUUUAAAAACUUGCACUUGUUUAUUUCAGGUGAUCAUCCAGGGGUUCCGAAGCUACCGAGAUCAGACUAUAGUAGAUCCCUUCAGUUCAAAGCAUAAUGUCAUUGGUAAGUUUUUCUAGGACAAUGACUAUAAUAUUAAAUGUGUAUCGUUUAAGUGAGCCUCUUCAUGGAGGUGAUAGAAAUAUUAUUUGUUCUUCAUAGUGAGGUGGUUGCUAUUCCUUGAGUGUUUAUAUAGUUUUUCCCUGAAGGGCUUGAAGGUUUCUGCAUUGCCCUGUAAGUUUCAAAAGGGGAUUCCUUCUAAUAAACACAGGUUUCUUCACAAAUAUUGUUGCAAGGAAAAUAGAACCUUUUCACAGCAUAGCCUAGAAAGAGAUAACAUUUCUUCUUGCCUCUUUAUCUGUCAGUUAGUAGUUCAGAAUGUUCUUGUAUCUUGACCAGAAUUUAUGCCAUGCUGAGAGACAAAAAUACCACAUAGUUAAGAAAGCAAUCCAGAACUGUAUCGAAAGGUUAUUCACCAGUGGUGAACUGAGGAGACCAGAUUCAAGUACUAGUUUUCCUAUGGAUGUUACUGGGAGAUCCCAUUAGGAGUCAUUGUUUCUCACGUUGUUGUGCUAGUAAAAUGUAGGUGAGUGGGAGAAGACUAUGUUAGUAUAAACUCUUAGGAAGAAAGUGUGAUAGAAUCUUAACAAAAUAAAAAUCCAUUUCAAACUUGAAAACCAUCCAUUCAUAUGGCCAAGUCAGGGAAUAGUUCUCUUCUGGGGAUUGGAGAGGGAAGAUGUCCCUAUAAUAGCUUAUUCUAGUUCAGUUCUUUUCCAUUCAUCCACAAGCAGGGCUGUAGCCUUCCCACAUGAUACCCUCUGUCAUGGCCAGAAUCCCAAACUGCAGUGGAAGCUCACACAAAAAAUUUGUUAGUGUAUGACCUAGGAAGGACAGGUUAUUUCUUUAAAAGAAUUUCUCCCCAGGAGAACAUUACAAAAUAUGAUUACCAGUACAAUGAUUAGCUAUUCUCCUGUAUAAUCUAAAGACACUAGUGGGGAGGUACAUGCAUUUCAAAGUAAGGGGACUGCUGAAAAGAAUUUGGUGACAAGUAGUCAAACUCUUGAAAGUUAGAGAAUGUCAUCAUACAGAUUGUUUUUAUUGAAAAUUGGCUGGUUUUCAUAAGCCAUAAUAACUAUUAGGAUUAUUUUAUAUUCAUAGUUCACCUUUAUUUUCUAUCAGAGUGACUGGCUGUUGCUGGCAUUCAAAUGAGAAGGGGCAAUUAUACAGGACAAACAUAUGUUAAAGAGUCUUUCUCACUCUGCUGAGCUGCAGAGUUGAUAACACACAAUGGAGUCCCAUGGAGAUGGGUCAGGUGGCAGUUCGGCCAACCUUAUAAUUUAUUGUCAUUGAUCUUCCACUCUUUACAUACAUUUGUCUAUGUGUUUUACAGCUAGUCUAUAAUCCUCAAUUUAGAAACAUUAUUUACUGAAAAUACACAAUUUAACCUACCCUUAUGUGUAACUUAAUUUUUCUUUUUAGUGGGCAGAAAUGGUUCUGGAAAAAGCAACUUUUUCUAUGGUAAGUGAAAGCUUAUGUAUAAUAAUCUAAAAUGUCUUCUCCAACUCCUUCCAUAUCCCUAUGUGCCUUGCCUGAGAAGUGCAUUGCUUGGGGAACGUUAAUUGCAAGACUGAUUAGUUUCUUUUAAUCCCCUUCUCUUGCAACCUCCUUCACUCUGGCGAUGGGUUCACUUGCUGAGUGUGUGGCAUGUUUAGUGGUUGAUAUCCAUGGCCGGACGCUGGCUAAUGCCUGGCAGUGGACCUAGUGGAGUGGUCACUAGUGGAGUGUGUAUUUUGGGGGGAGAGGGUAGAUGAAAGCAGGAAAAUGUGUCUCUCAAAGUGUUGUAAUUAUUAUUUAGUUGGUCAUUGUGGGGCAGGCAUCUGGGCUCUGCUUCAAACUGAAGUAAUUGAAAAAUUCCUGAAGAGAUCCUUGCUUUAACAUUUGUCCAAGUUUUGCAACACAUUGAAUGCAACCUAUGCUGUUAUUUAUAAGAGAUUCAUAAAAACUGUUGAUUGAUAGUUCUGAAUACUUCUGAACAGAAUCCUAAAAAUUAACAUCGUACUUUAUUUUCUUCAUUAUAGCAAUUCAGUUUGUUCUCAGUGAUGAAUUCAGUCAUCUUCGUCCUGAGCAAAGGUUGGCUUUGUUGCAUGUAAGUGAAGAUAACAGUUAGACAUGAGCAUGCUAUUGUUGUAAAAUAGUUAGCUGGAACAAUGGUGCAUGUUACUUGCAUUUGUUGAAAUGAUAAGUAGGUGGUGCUAUUACAGUGGUGCCCCGCAAGACGAAUGCCUCGCAAGACGAAAAACUCGCUAGACGAAAGGGUUUUGUGUUUUUUGAGUCGUUCCGCAAGACGAAUUUCCCUAUGGGCUUGCUUCGCAAGAACUCGUCUUGCGAGUUCUUGCGAGUUUGUUUCCUUUUUCUUAAAGCCGCUAAGCCGCUAAUAGCCGUGCUUCGCAAGACGAAGAAACCGCAAGACGAAGAGACUCGCGGAACGGAUUAAUUUCGUCUUGCGAGGCACCACUGUAUUUAUACUUUUGGAGUUUAACCUUGAUCAGCUCUCUUGGGUACUCUUUGAGGGGAAAGAUGAAAUAAAAAUCCCUCAAUAAGUAGUAGGCAUUCCACUGUUUGGAAAAGGUUUACUUGCUUAGAGAUGCAAUGUACACUUAGAACAAGAGGCCUUGAACAUUCUCAGAUUUUUUUUCUGAGAAUCUGAAGUUAGCUUAGUUUCAUACUUAAAUUCAUUAGUGGUUUCCCACCAAAAGGCUUCAUUAGAGCAGUCUAAUUUAGAAAACAAAUAAAGUUGUUACAAAGCUAUUAAAUCACUGAAAAAUGGGCAUGGCAUGGGGAAGAUUGUAAUACAAAGUACGCACUUUAAAAUGUGGAUUAAUAUUAUGAUCUUUCUUAGGAAGGCACAGGUCCUCGUGUUAUUUCUGCUUUUGUGGAAAUCAUCUUUGACAACUCGGACAACAGGUUACCAGUAAGUUAAAAAUAGUGUACAUCAGCUUGUUUUCCUUAGUUUAUAUUAAGAGGCAUAGUUUGCAAUAUCUGCCCUUCUGUUUUAUUAAGAUUGAUAAAGAAGAAGUAUCUCUUCGCAGAGUCAUUGGCGCUAAAAAGGACCAGUAUUUCCUAGACAAGAAAAUGGUGACGUAAGCGCAGUUCCUUUUUUCUUUUAAACCAAAUCUGGAUUAAAUGUACACCAUAACAGGUUUUUUUGGCGGGGGGGGAAUGUUUUAUUGUUAAACUUGACAAUCAUUUUAAAAAUCACGUAUGUAAGUCAACUAGAGACGUUUUAUAUUUAGUUGACAAAUGAAUAGGAGGAAUCCAGGAUGAAUGACAAGUAUGUGAUGCUUGCUUGCUUGCUCAUAGCUGGGUGCUCUUCUGAUGUUUGCAAGUUCAUUUUGGAACCUAGAAAAUCUCAGUCUUCAGUUUUUCUGAAAAACAGUUUUGAUUACUGUUUCAGUCUUCAUGUUUGUUUGUGGGGGAAGGGGCUUGAAACAUUGUAGGUGGAAUUCAGCGGUGUGCUCUUCCAAUCUUUGUGUCUCUCCAAGACGUUGCAGAAAGUUGCACCUUGCCUGCACACCCACCACUUGCUGUUCUGGGGGUGUUAUUCCAUAUUGGGGAGAGAGGUUUGGAAGAGACAGUCCAACUCUGGCAUUUGCACCAAGCACAGUAAAGCUUUGUUAGAUUUAUAUCUGCCCUCAUCCACCUUUAAACAAACACUCGCCGUGGAAGUACGCGUUAGAAUAAAUCACAGGCAUUUAUUUUUGCAAAUAAGUGAAUGUGUAACGCACAGAGUUUCCAGCAAACAAGUAUUCAUCUUCUGGUAGUAAAAUAAAGAAGAAAAAAGGUUCCAAAUUGCCACCUUGCAUUUGGCAAGACACAAACUAUUUAAAGGAAAAGUUCUUGGUUUGCUUACAAAAAGGAUCCUGCAAUCUUUGGGUUAGCAAAUAUGUCCCACAGAGGACCUUACGGUCUUCAAACAAAAACAUCUUGGAGGUCCCGGGCCACAGAGAGGUUAGGCUGGCUCAAGCAGAGCCAGGGCUUUUUCGGCUGUGGCUCCGAUCUGGUGGAAUGCUCUGUCACAAGAAACUAGGGCCCUGCGGGACUUGACAUCUUUCCGCAGGGCCUGCAAGACAGAGCUGUUCCACCAGGCCUUUGGCCAGGGCACAGCCUGACCCCUCUGUUCAACCUGUUACUUCCCAUGUAGAAGGAGGACUGAGCAGCAAGCACUUAAAUGAAACAGAAGAAAUUUUCAUGUCUGAGUCUAGUGGAAGCAGGCCAAUUGUUAUUUUUGUCCUGUAUUAUUUAGCUCAUUCUAAACUGAUGCACUGAAAGCUUUACUGUUUGAAAACUUGCUUCCAGGAAAAAUGAUGUGAUGAACCUUCUUGAAAGUGCUGGAUUUUCUCGCAGCAACCCCUACUAUAUUGUCAAGCAAGGAAAGGUAUGAUGAUUACUAUCCUUUGAACAAAGAACAAUAGUAACUUUAAUGUGAAGAAUAAGUAGUUCUCUAAUAAGUAGGCAUAUUAUUUUACAUUCUAUUUUAAUUGAUGUAUAUUUCCUUAAUCAUUGGAUGUGUUCAUAAUAAUUUGAAAAAUCCCAUGAUAUGUGACUGUAGCUGCUGUCUGGUUAGCAUGCUUCAAUUCUUGUGGUAUUCUUUCUGUCAGUUACGUUUUUAUGGUGCUGGAGUGUAGCAGUAGCAUAAUGAUAGUGACAAUUUAAACUGAAUAUUUGAGCAGUGAUAAAUUAACUAUACCAAAUUAUUUUUUCCUAAAGAAUCUCCUAUACAGUCAUACUUUCAGAUGAGAAAAUUGCAUGUAACUUUGUAUGCUCAGAUAGACCUGACAGUAUCAGUUUUAGGCAUAUAGAUUGGUUGAGUUUUCACCAAACAUUUGUUAACACUAGUUACAAAAUGUACAAGUUUUUCCUGACUUUAGCAGAGGGGUAGUCAACCUUUUUAUACCUACUGCCCACUAAUGCAUCUUUCUUGAUGGUAAAAUUUCCUUACCGCCCACCAGUCCUUGAUGGAAGGAGGAUUCAGCUUGUGCCAUAGAACCUCCUAGCUAGAAUCCUGAAACACCCACUAGUGGGCGGUAAGGACCAGGUUGACAACCCCUGUUCUAGCACAUAAAUGCUUAGUACAGUGGUACUGCAGGUUAAGUACUUAAUUUGUUCCGGAGGUCCAUACUUAACCUGAAACUGUUCUUAAUCUGAAGCACCACUUUAGUUAAGGGGGCCUCCUGCUGCUGCCGCGCCACCACAGCACGAUUUCUGUUCUCAUCCUGAAGCAAAGUUCUUAACCUGAAGCACUAUUUCUGGGUUAGCGGAGUCUGUAACCUGAAGCGUAGGUACCACUGUAUUGUGUUGACAGUGACACCUGCUCAUCAUUGCUAAUGCUGCUGCAGCAGUGUCAUUGGAGAUUUUGUUGCAAUAAUUUUUUGUCUAAAAAAGCAUUUAUGAAAACUUUAUAGUUACUUGUUGCUUUUUCAAACUGUGUCCAAAAUGUUACAUUAUUCUUACUCUCUUUUUUAGAUCAACCAGAUGGCCACAGCUCCUGACUCUCAGAGAUUAAAACUGUUAAGAGAAGUAGCUGGCACUAGGGUAUAUGAUGAACGUAAAGAAGAGAGUAUCUCCUUAAUGAAAGAAACAGGUAAAGAUUAUCAUUCAGUAGCAUUUCAAAGUAUUUUCAUGUCAUGUUACUUUGAUAUAUUUAGUGUAUUUUCUGGCUUGCUGCGAAUGCACUGAAACAGUGGAUAUGAAACAAUGAGGUAAGACACAAUCUGGAAAUUAUUGUUAUGGUGUAGAAUUCUAUGAUGCAUCCAUUAUGGUCCAACUGCAUAUCUGCAUGUUUCUAUUAAGGUUGUGCAUAUUUAAAGCAGGGGGAAGGAACCCUGGGCCCAGGGGCCAAAUACAGCCUAUCAGGCCUCUGAGGAGCCUUUUGAGGCUAACACCCUGUCUCCUCAGGCCACACACCCCACCAGCUCUACUGUAUGCCCACCUUGAAUGUUUUUGCUUAUCAGAAGUCUCUCCUUGAACUCUGAUAAUGACUCUUGCUUGUCCAGAUGGAGGAAAGAGGAGUGUGUAUGUAAAACUAGUGUACUGUAAAAUGGUAAAAUUCACAUUCAUUGCUCCACCCACUUUUCCCUCUUGGUUCUCCCACCCUAGCAUGUAGCCCCCAGAUUGUUGUCCAGAAGGGUUCAUGGCCCUUGGCUAGAAAAAGGGUUCCCUGCCGUAAAUCAGUCAUGUUGAUUCAAGGUGCACAUGACUUAGCUAAAUUCAGCUAUUCUCCCAAAGAGCUUACUGGAGUUAUUGGUGAUUUUCCUGAGAGAGCAGUGUACUGAAUCAGACUGGGAACUGCACAUUUAUCCCUAGUUGCGGUGUAGCUGUUUGCUACCUGCCUUCAUGUUAUGAGGAGUUUCUUUCAAUUAAUCUCUUUAUUUUUCCUUUAAAAUAAAUCAUUAAUGAUGCUGUAUGUGGUUAACUCUGCUUUGUCAUUUGGUUAUUUUGAACAAUAGAAAAUAUGAAUCAUUGAUUUUGAGAUUUAAUAUAAAUAAUGAAAUCAUAGGCAACUUUUUAUCAUAACCAUUGAGAAUACAAGCUAUUAUGCUUAGUGGAUUUCCCCCAGUUAGGACAUGUUGUUUAAAAGAGCAUUUCUGCCAUGUAGUUGGUUUUGUUGUUCUGUUUAAUGACAGAUUCCUGAUACUAACUUAGUCUUCUAAACUCUUAAAUCAUUUCUAAAGAGGGGAAAAGGGAGAAAAUAAAUGAGCUGUUGAAAUAUAUAGAAGAGCGAUUACAUACUUUGGAAGAGGAGAAAGAAGAGCUUGCUCAAUAUCAAAAGUGGGAUAAAAUGAGAAGAGCACUGGAGUACACCAUUUAUAAUCAGGAACUUAAUGAAACCAGGGCUAAACUUGAUGAGGUAAGCCAUUUUUAAACUAUUUAUUAUUAUUUUCGUUACCAGCGUUUGUUUUUCAACAUACGUAGUUUUAAAAAAUAUAGUUAUGUUGUGCAUGUUAACCCACAACUGAUGUUUUUUCAGCUUUCUGCCAAAAGGGAAACAAGUGGAGAAAAAUCAAGGCAAUUAAGAGAUGCACAGCAGGAUGCUCGAGAUAAAAUGGAGGUGAGGUCUUCAUUGUUCUGAUCAGAACUGUUCUGAUCUAAAUAACUGUUUUAAAACAAAUAUUAUUAUUUAUUUGUGUAGCCAAAGCCAUUACAAAAAACAAACUAUAUAAAUACCUUUAAUGUGAAAAACAGAAUUAAAAAAAACACAGUUAAAAAAAUUAUGAAAACAAGGCAUUCUGUCAGAUAAAAGUUUGCUCCCCUGAAGAAUUUAACUUUUCAUCCCCACAAACGUUUCUCCUUAAAAUUGUUCUAAAGGCAGAACAGGUCAUUUUUUCAGAAGUGUAGGAGGACCUGCUCACUCAUAAAAGUUAAUCAAACAGUAGAUCUCUCAAGUAGGAGAUUUAAAUCUUUGCACAAGGCUGCUCUUAAGUCCUCAUAGAUUGGGCACAUGAGUUAGUAGUUGCUUCUGUUUUACAUUUGCCUUAAUCCAUAGUAACAAGCAACAGAGACUCUGGAUGGGGUGUGAAAAAGACAGAAUUGCAUGUUUUCAUCCAUAUGAUGCAUUGUUGAUAGAGAGUGCAUUUGGUGACAUGUCACACUAUAUGUGCAUCUCCCUGGCUAGACCUAUCAUGUACCGAGAAUUGUUUUAGUUUUAAAAUUAUGUAACCUGUUGUACUUUUCCAAUCUUCUGUUGAUGUGUUGUGUUCGUAGGAAAUUGAACGGCAGGUCCGAGAACUUAAAACCAAGAUUUCAGCUAUGAAGGAAGAAAAGGAGCAGCUCAGUGCCGAAAGACAGGAACAGAUUAAACAGAGGACCAAACUAGAGCUUAAAACAAAAGACUUGCAAGAUGAACUGGCUGGAAAUAGUGAACAACGGGUAAGGGCUGGAGGCUAGUUGUAGGAUAACAUGUCAAGGUGUAUUUUAUUUUGUCUUUUGGGACUCUCUCAUUAGAAUGUAAAAACCGCAGGGCAAAUAAUUCUUCUGUUUUAUAAAAGGACAGCAGGGGUACGAUGACAGUUGUUCUCUGUUAUCUGGUUAUCUAGACUGCCAUAGUGAAAAAAGAGCACCUGUCUUUCUAAUUAAAACACAGCAAGGUUAUUCUUUUUCUCUAUUUGGAUCAAAACUGGUUUGGGGGGGGGUAACACAUUAAAGUACAAUAUUUCAUAAGAAACAACAGAGUAGAUAUGAAUUAUGGCUAACUUUGUUUAUGUACCACUUUCCAAGCCAGUGCUGAGUGUGCCAUGGAUGCAGAGUAAGCAGAAGUCUGUACAUAGACUACGGUUGGUACAUAUUGAGAAAAUCUAUAAAAGCAGCCAAUGGCAGAUUGAUUUGAACUAUAUCAAGCUUUCGUGCUGUCCGUAUAAAUUUCUUAUUGAAGUUCUUAUUUAAUAGCAUUCCACAAGAAGAGCUUGUUCACAGAUUACUGUUCUUGUUAAAGGCAGCAGUCUAUGAUAGCUUAUUGCUAAGUAGCUCUAUUAAAAUUGGGGAUGCACAGAUGCUGCUUUGAAGUUUGGUAAGCUGUAAACUGGACCAAAGCUUUUCUGAACAUAUAAUUUCUAGUGCUUCUAUAGCUACUGAUUCUUUUCACCCCCAAAAAUAUUCUGAUAAACCACUUCCCUUACUUAUUGUUGACCUUCAUAUUGUCUCUUUUUCCAGAAAAGACUCUUGAAAGAGAGGCAGAAACUUCUUGAGAAAAUUGAAGAAAAACAGAAAGAACUAGCAGAAACAGAACCAAAGUUCAAUAGUGUAAAAGAAAAAGAGGAACGAGGAAUUGCCAGGUCUGUGUGCUGAUUAGCAAUGGUAUGAAGGGGAAGUAUUUAGCAUGUGCAAUGAGGAAUACUUCUGCAUAUACAAGCUCUUCUUUUGUGAAGGAAUUGGAAAGGUUCUAGUAUAGAUCAUGCGAUGAGCAAGAAAAUAAUUUGGAAUACAUUUGGCAUGGUUAUCUCGGUUAGAGCAUGGUGCUGAUAAUGCCAAGUUUGCAGGUUCAAUCCCCAUAAGGGACAGCUGCAUAUUCCAGCAUUGCUGGGGUUUGAGUAUAUGAUUCUCAGGGUCCCUUCCAACUCUAUGAUUCUAUGAUCUUUGAACUUCCCUGUAAGAGAGAGAAGACACAUACUAGUAGAAUGGAUGGAGCUGUCCUCUGUAAGAGGUAGUGGCACAGGAUUGAGUAGAAGAGCUUAGUGUUUUCCUUCUGCCACUUGAAAACAAAAUGUUUUCUGUCAACAGAUAGAGGCUUGGGAUUUUUAUGUUUGAAAGUGCUGACCAAUCUGAGCCUAACAGUGCAGUCCUAGAGAUGUCAGUUCAGAAGUAAAUCCCAUUGCAUUCCCGAGUGUCAGGGAACUGCCAUCGGAAGGAAGGGAGGUGAAAGGGCUCACACAGGUUGGGAGAGACUCAGCAGCUGAAGAGGGAACCAGUAGGGGGAGAGGAGCUGAGCUGAGGGAAAGUGAGCUGGAGGGAUGGCUCAGAGACACUUCCAGCGAAAACAGUGGGGAGGUUUCAGGACCUCCUGUAGGAACACCCACUCCUCGCCGGAAACUGUCACGCAGAGAGUCCAGAAGACGUGUUUCCGUUAAGGAGCUUUUAUGUUGGAAGCGAUUCCGAAAGCAACCACUGUCGGAAUCUGCUAGUGACUAGAGGAGCCAUGUCUGAGGGGCUCCGUCACAGACAGAGGUUUGUGGACUUGAACAAACUCUGAGGGGAUACUAUUUUACGCACAAGCAGCUCAUCAUCCCAUCACAGCAUUCCGACAGUCUUUGAAAGCAGCUUGUGCAGGAGAAGGCAUCAUGAGCAACCCAGCCGGAACCGGAGAAGCAGGAGCUGGAGCGGGUCCAAGCCUGGAAGAAAGGUACCGGGUGUUGGAGGUCCAGCUAGCGCUGCAGACGGCGAGGCUUGAGGAGAGGAGGGCUCAGGAUGCAGACAAAAGGGAAAGCCACCCAGCUCGCCAGAAAGGUACCAGGAUUGGUGCAGAAGUUUGGGGAGCCCAAAGACUAUCAUGGCUUUCGGACAGAGAUGCAAUAUGCCCUCAAUCUGCAGUUUGAUGAAUUCCCUGACGAGGAAUCACGAGUGGCUUUCGUGAUUGGGCAUCUUGAAAAGGGGGCGAGAGACUGGGUUAGACCCCUGAUGGCAGCGAAUAGUGACGUCCUAAAGGACACGAUGAAGUUCUUUCGCGCCAUGGAUCUGAUGUUUUCCAGCGAUAUUGAACAGGGAGUGGUGCGCAGACAGUUAAUGGCUUGCAAACAGGGAGCCGAUCUGUCCGUGAGUACUGGACUGAGUUCACCAUGCUGGUUCACAGAUUGGGGUGGGACUUAUCGGCGGAACCCAUUCAAAUGCUCUUUGAAGAAGGGCUUUCUUCGGCUGUGAAAGACGAACUUUCCCGGGCGCCCAGGGCGGAGUCUAUGGACCAGCUGACCAAAUCAGCGCUGACCAUAGGAGCGCGCCAGGAGGCGAGAGCAUUGGAGAGGCGGGAAGGGAAGGGGAACGUUGGAAGGAGUUCCGCAUUCCAGACAUUCCAGAGCCAACUUUCCCGCCGGCAGAGCCGAUGGAAAUCGGAACAGCGCGCGCGCGCAGUUUCAAAGCCCAGUGAGGGGAAAGAAGGAGGGAAAACGCGCCCGGAAAUGCUAUCUCUGCCAACAGCCAGGUCACUUUGCCAGAGUCUGCCCCCAGAGGAAGGAAUGGCAAGGGAUGGUAGGAGCUGUGGAGGGAAGAGAGGAAGAAAUACCGGAGCAAGUAAAAGCCAACGCCUGGCUGCCACCGUCGGGGCACAGCAGCCAGGCCAAAGAGCAGUGAGAGUGCCCACGCCAGAACCUCCUAAACCCGCCCUAGUGAUAGAAGUGGCGCUAGAGCUGCCAAACGGACACCCUCUAAAGAUAAAGGCGCUGUUGGACUCAGGCAGCUCCUGCAAUUUCAUGAGCAAAGAGUUUGCAGCUGAACACCAGAUACAGACGAUCCCUUUAAGCAACCCCCUGCAGGUGACCACGAUCGAUGGCAGGGAGCUGUUGGGAGGAGAAGUCAGCUUGCAGACCGUCCCAAUGAUAAUGAAGGUGGCAAGGCACACCGAACUGAUAGCGUUUAAUGUGGCCACCUUGGGAGGAGCUCCCAUUAUAUUGGGGAUGAGCUGGCUAGCGUUACAUGAUCCGCUGGUGGGCUGGCAUCAGAGAGUGGUUUCUUUUGGUUCAGCACAUUGCUUAGAACACUGCAAAGAGGGAAAGGGUUUGGCAGGGGCCCAAGCCACCCUAGCAGGGACUGAAGUAACGGAGAACGUGAAGGUACCACGACAAUACGCAGAUCUCCGCGACGUCUUCAGCGAAAGGGAAGCUGACCAACUACCCCGCAUAGACCCUUUGACUGUCAAAUCAAUUUACUCCCUGGGGCACAGCUCCCUGUAGGCAAGCUGUACGCCAUGUCAGACAGAGAGAUGCAGGAGCUAAGAGAGUUCAUUGACAAGAACCUGAAGAGAGGGUUCAUCAGAGAGUCCAGGGCGGUGGGGGCAGCCCAGUGUUUUUGUGGAUAAAAAAACACGAACAAGCCGAGGCUGGUGUGUGACUUCAGGGCCUUAAAUGCAGUGUCAGAACCAGUGGCCUUCCCUAUGCCCAGGAUUGACGACAUUUUGACAAGGGUGCGGAAGGGAAGAUUUUCACAAAGCUGGACCUAAGGGGGGCGUACAACCUGAUACGAAUAAGGAAGGGGGAUGAAUGGAAAACCACCAUGUUCACCCCUUUAGGGGCAUUUGAAUAUUUGGUUAUGCCCUUCGGCCUACAAGCAGGCUCCGCAUGCUUUCAAUCGUUUAUGAACCACGUCCUGGGGCCUUUGCUUUACAAGAAUUGUGUGGCCUUUUUAGACGACGUGUUGGUGUAUUCUGAGAAUGAGGAGCAGCAUGUGAGAGACGUCAGAGAAGUGUUGAGCAGGCUGCAAGCCAACCAGCUGUGGGUGAAACUGGAGAAGUGUCAGUUUCAUACCAAGGAGGUGGAAUUCCUGGGGUAUCGCCUGUCAGACAAGGGAUUGGCCAUGGAUCCCGGCAAGGUCCAGGCGGUGCUGGAAUGGAAAACACCCAAAACAAGGAAGGAUGUGCAGAGGUUCCUAGGAUUUGGGAACUUCUAUCGUAAGUUCAUCCGAAACUUUGCCCACCUGACGGCGCCCAUUACGGACUGUCUCAGCAGUAAGAAGAAGUUCGUUUGGACUGAGGAGGCGGAGCGAGCAUUUGAGGAACUAAAAAGGGCCUUCGCCUCGGAACAACAACUCCUGCAUGUGGAUUUACAAAAACCGAUGAGAGUGGAAACUGACGCAUCAGACAGAGCGAUUGGGGCGGUGCUUCUGCAGCCAGGGAAGGAGGAGUCAGAGUGGAGACCGUGUGCUUUUUCGCGAAAGCUGAACAAAUCCGAGAGGAACUACACGGUGUAUGACCGAGAACUACUAGCCAUUCAUGAGGUGUUCCGGAGAUGGAGGCACCUGCUAAUUGGCGCACAACAUAAGGUGCAAGUGUGCACUGACCACAAGAACCUAGAGUAUUGGAGGACGGCACGAGUGCUCAGCCAACGGCAAGUGAGAUGGGCCCAGGAGUUCUCCAAAUUUAACUUUGAGAUUGGUUACGUGCCAGGCCCAGAGAACAUUAGGGCGGACGCUCUCUCACGCAAACCUGAAUAUUUGGGGGGGAGGGAGCACCCGAAGAGAGACAUGUCAUUCCAGAGGACCGCUGGGUGUGUGGGGCGGCAUUGGUGGGACAAAGAGAACUGGUAGAGGAAACAGAGAAUGAUGAAUACGCCCAGAAUAAGCUCAGAGGUCUUAGGGGUGAGGGAGAGGAACCAGGGGUUUCGAGGAAAGAAAUGGAGCUUUGUAUUACAAAGGGGCACUGUAUAUCCCUGAAGGAGACUUACGGGGUGGGUACUCAAGCAGUUGCACGACAGCCCUACGGCGGGGCAUUUUGGACAACACAAAACCAUGUGGUUGGUCACCAGGGAAUUUUGGUGGCCUAAGGUGAGGGAAGAUGUACGUGAGUAUGUAAGAGGGUGCGAGCAAUGCCAGCGAGCCAAAGGGGAAAGGCGGGCGCCGGCGGGGCUAUUAGAACCCUUACCAACCCCAGAACGACCUUGGGAGGCAGUGUCGAUAGAUUUUAUGACUGAUCUGCCGAAGUCCAAAGGGAAAACAGCCAUCAUGGUGGUGGUAGACCUACUAACAAAGAUGUGCCACUUUGUAGCUUGCUCGCAUGCAGUCACGGCGGAAGAGACAGCGAAGUUAUUUGUAGAACACAUUUUUAGGUUGCACGGGGUGCCAUUGAGGGUGGUCUCAGACCGAGGAAAACAAUUUACUUCCAGGUUCUGGAGGAAGCUCAUGAGCUUACUGCAGGUGGAGGUCAAUUUUCGACUGCCCGGCACCCUGAAACCAACGGGCAGGCGGAAAGAGCAAACGGUGUCCUCCAGCAAUACCUGAGGUGUUAUGUCAAUGACAGAGAGAAUGACUGGGUAGAAAAGUUGGCGCUGGCGGAAUUUGCCUACAACAAUGCCGAGAAUGUGUCCACAGGGAUGAGCCCCUUCUUGGCUAAUUAUGGGUGUCAUCCCAGGGCUUUCCCAGGGGAGAUGGGGAGAGAUGGAGCGUCCCGGCAGCCGAGCAUUUUGUGGAAGAAAUGGAAGCAAUCCAUCGUCAGCUCCAACUCAACUUAGAAAGGGCGAAGGAAGAAUACAAGAGGCAGGCAGACAAGAACCGAAGGGAAGGUGAAACCAUAAGGGUGGGAGAUAGGGUGUGGCUGUCAACCCAAGGGUUGCCGUUCAAAGGAGGUUGUAAGAAAUUAAGACCCAGGAGGUUGGGUCCCUUUGAGGUCAUUCAACAGGUCAACCCAGUGGCUUUCAGGCUCCGGUUACCCAACCACAUGAAACUGCACCCAGUAUUUCACAGGUCGUUACUGUCACCGUACGAAGGGGACGAGAAGGGAUGGCCACUCGGGGACCGGUCAUAGAAGAAAGAGAAUGCAGCAGCCAUGUGGCAGAAAUCCUCGACGCCAGGUGGAAGGGGAUCAGGUGGAGUAUUUGGUAGCGUGGGAAGGAGAACCGGAGUCAGAAAACACUUGGGUAAUGGCCGAAGAUAUCAAUGACGAGGUAUUGAUAGAAACGUUCCAUCAAAGGUUCCCAAGGAAACCUCAGCCUGUGGAGAGGUUCCGGAGGGAAUACUUUGGGACCACUGAUGAGGAGGAGGAGUUGGAAGGAUUCCCGGACUCGGAAGGGGAAGGGGAGAUGGACUCUGAGGAGGAGGAGUACUUUGAGACCAGGAACCGCAACAGGUGGAGAGAAGUGUUCGAGACAUCGGAAGAUGAAGGAAGUUCAUUCCGGGGUUUUGCCUCCUCACCGCCCGUAGAGGAAGGGGCGAGAGGGGGUGAAAGGGGCCCUGGAGGGGAGGUGGAUGUCAGGGAACUGCCAUCGGAAGGAAGGGAGGUGAAAGGGCUCACACAGGUUGGGAGAGACUCAGCAGCUGAAGAGGGAACCAGUAGGGGAGAGGAGCUGAGCUGAGGGAAAGUGAGCUGGAGGGAUGGCUCAGAGACACUUCCAGCGAAAACAGUGGGGAGGUUUCAGGACCUCCUGUAGGAACACCCACUCCUCGCCGGAAACUGUCACGCAGAGAGUCCAGAAGACGUGUUUCCGUUAAGGAGCUUUUAUGUUGGAAGCGAUUCCGAAAGCAACCACUGUCGGAAUCUGCUAGUGACUAGAGGAGCCAUGUCUGAGGGGCUCCGUCACAGACAGAGGUUUGUGGACUUGAACAAACUCUGAGGGGAUACUAUUUUACGCACAAGCAGCUCAUCAUCCCAUCACACCGAGUAAAUGUGUUAAUGGUUGGAGUUAAAUGAGAGAGCUUGAUAAAAUUCCAAAAUAAUAGUAAUAGGUAUUUGAGCAAAACACAGUAUAAAAUAAAGGAAAUAGUAUAUAUCUUACCUCACUAUCAAAAAAAUUUCAAAGCUUUCCCUCUCUCUCUCUCUCUGCUUUCUGAGACCUGUUGAAAUAGAAGAUGAUUGAGUAGAAAGUGAUAAAACAAGUUUAAAAGAGAAGCAAUUGUUAAAUAACAAAAUUGAAAGAAAAGAACACAAGUGUUUCUUGAAAUGAUUUCUUUCAGUUCCCUGCUACAGUUUAAUUCAAAUUUGAUGUGUCAUGUUAAAUAUGAAGAAUAUGCUUCUCUGUUAGGUUUAUAGCAUUAUAAUUUCAUGUUAAAAGGUUUCAGUUAUAUUUUUCUCUUCCAACAGACUGGCACAGGCCACCCAGGAAAGAACAGAUCUUUAUGCAAAGCAAGGUCGAGGAAGUCAGUUUACAUCAAAAGAAGAGAGAGAUAAAUGGAUUAAAAAAGAACUGAAAUCCUUAGAUCAAGCCAUCAAUGACAAGAAACGGCAGAUUGCUGCUAUACAUAAAGAUUUAGAAGACACGGAGGCUAACAAAGAGAAGAAUCUGGAGCAGUAUAGUGUAAGGAUUUGAGUUUGGUGGUACAGAAAUAUUUGAAUCGGUAAAUUAUAAGUACUGUAUAUAAUCAGGGUUUCUGUAUGUUGGGUGUGGCUUCAUACGCGUUGGGUUGCGUUCAGCACUAUGCUGGCACAGUCGAAAUUCCGUGCCCCCUCUCUCCCGUAAAUACUCUUGAGAUUCAGGGAACCCUUGAGAAACAUCUGGAAUGUGAGAAGGAGGCAUUAGGAGACGCUCCUGUGGUGUUACCCUACAAAGGAGGGUGGAAUAAAAGCACUGAUCCUUCAGCCAAAAGAAGACAAACUCAGCACGUGGAAGGAGUUCAUAUUUGUUGCUGCAACAUAAAUCUAGAGGCCCCAGUAGAUAUCUCUGAAAAGCUGGAACCCCAAACAAAGGGUGCAGAAAACUUUAAUAAUUUUAUAGAAAAGUGUGCAUUUAUGACAGAAGCUUAAGCCAUCCUAAUUGGCUAUCUCUACGCAUGCUCAAGACAUGCUCCUAUGUACUGUGCAGUACCAUAGUUCUAAGCAAAGAAAAUAAAUUUACUAUUGACUCAUACAAAUGUUGCAUUCUAUGCUGCCAGCCUUUCUGCUAUCUGUUACAUGAAGCCUAAUCUGGGUAAGAAGAAUGUACUGCUUCUCUUCUUAGAAGAUCUACCAAGGUUAGCUUGCUUUUCUCUGCUUUGGAAGCUGAUAAGAGAGACACUGCUUGUUAGCAAAAAGACAAAAAUGCAGCUUCUAUUCUCAGAUGGGGGUUGCAGGGAAAAUUAGCAAGCUAUCCAAGCUUCAAGGCCAAGACAGGACUGAAUUCCUUGCAAAAUAAGCAGGCAGGAGAGAGGUGGCUAUAUUUCCAGUACAUUUCCAGUACAGGACAGUUGUGGUUGUGGAUGUGAUAACGUGUUUAAGCAGCCUCAGCACUUAGGAAGCUGAGGUCACUUGUGUACAGUAUCAGAGAUGUGUUCUGUGACAGAGGGUGUGAGCAUAGGUGUGCUUGCUAUGGGUUCUGACAUACGUCCUAGGCCACAACAUCCAUCUGGGUCCCAGGUCAUGACACCUAGGAAUCGGUGGGGAGGAGGCAUACCAUUGGUGACUAAUCAAAGGCAUCUCAAAAAAAGAGACCUUUGACACGAUCUGGUCUCCCUUUUUCUCUUUUAUUGAAGAAGAGCAGCAUAGUUUAAUGCCAUCACCAUCACAGAGGUGUCUGUGGAGGGGAUAUGUUGAUAGAAAAUGUAUUGUAACUUUCAAAUACAUUUUUUUUGGGGGGGGGAGUGGUGAGGAGGAGGAAGAAGAAAUGGCAAGUUCUCCUUGUGUGAGCUACCUUGUGUGAACUCCCUGUUAGAUGUAACCCAUUAUCUUAAGUUCUAUGAUUUUGUUUUUAAAAACUGGAGGUGUAAUUAUGGUAUAAUUAAGUAAGCUACAAGUUCAACCCUAUAUUUUGUCAUCCUGUUUCCUGAAUAUUUUUAGAAGACAUGCAGUGUGAGUUUGGAACUCUACUGCCCAAUCCUGCCUCAUAUAAACUACUAACCCCUUAACCUGGUCUCUCAUUUUUCCAUGCAUAGGACAUGUUGAAUGGGGGGCGGGGCGGGUUGCAGAGCAAAGAUUGUACAGGUUGGACCUGGGCUCAUUAAAUGUGCAGAUGUAAAAUGGAUCUGGAGUAUGUGGGGCCAGUACAAUAUAAAGAGCAUACUCCAUAUCACCUCGCUGUUCGCAUGGGCUUGAGCCGUGAAUGAAAACCUUCCAAGCAAUUGUCAAAUAUGACUGUUCUAUCUUUGUAGUCAAAUGUACCCUAUGCUGAAAGUAGCCAAAAAUCUAAAUUGCUCAGUUGUAGCUUUAGUUUCUUAUCAGUGUUCUCUACAAGCUGUAAAUAGGUUCUUUUAUUUUAUUCUGAACAUAAUUCUGCCGCUUAAGGGAACAAAAUGUAUUGGAGUCAAUUAAAAUCAUGAGAUGCUGAAUUUUAAAAUACCUUCUUUUAUGCAUUAGAAACUGGAUCAGGAUCUUAAUGAAGUGAAAGCUCGUGUUGAAGAACUGGACAGAAAAUACUAUGAAGUGAAGAACAAAAAAGAUGAACUACAGAGUGAGAGAAAGUUAGUAUUUUUUUUUUUAAGGGUUGACCUAACCUAUGUUGUGCGAAUAUGUACAGUGAUGUAUAUAAAUAUUGAUUACUCAGACAUUAAUAAAUAUGGUUUCAUUGUUUAACUUUUAUUGGUAUAGGGUACCAUCCAUUGAGGGCCCUCACACUCAGGAUAGGGCUUUUGUUCCAAUAGAGAUGUUUGAUAAUAAAAAAGGAGGAAACACUGUUAUUACUGAUGACUCCUGCAGUCCCGUGCCACCUUCGACAUUGUUCUGAAGGGUCUUUCAACUUUAUGGAGCUGGUUUUAGCAGGUUACUGGGAGUUGCAGAAGGGAAGAGGGACUGAAAAAAAUCACUCAUCCUCUAAUGUUAGUGCACACAACUUAUGAAUCAAAAUCCCUUCUGUCAGUGGAAGGGGACCAGUUGGAUUCAUCCAUGUGCCAGAAGAGUGCACUGUACCUGGAAGCAAAGAUUAUAGCAGUGCUUGAACUUCUGUCAUCUUAUUAGUAUAGGCACUGUUAUGCUCCAGCCCAUGGAGUUGACUCAUAAAAUCUGUGUUGAGAUGGAAACAAUUAUGGAGUGGAAUAUAGCUUCCUGGGAAUCUGAGCUUUCAUAAUUUCCAGAGAUUAUAGCCAUGAUAGUUCUGGAGAAAUGUUUGAGAAUGUGUAAGCACUGUUUUACCAUCAGAGGGAACCUCAUUCAUGGAUUCUAGCAAUUAGGGCCUGGUUUUUAAUUCUGUUUAAUUCCAGGUUCCUACAUAUGAUGGCUGUUCUCCAACUUUCCCUUGCACUUCUUUUAGUACUCCAGCUAUUUCAAAUCUAAAUUUCCCAAAAUGUGAAACCUGGAGGCAGGGGGCUUGCAUGAAGUACUGUGUAUCUAAUUUUUUGUUCUCCAAUCUUGGUGGCAAGGAUUUUUGCUGUGUUAAAAAAAAGGAGUGAUACUUUAAGAGAUAUGUGACAUAUUGUCUCUUCUUGUUAGGGAUAAUAAAUCAGUUUGAGGAGCUAUACACUGUAGAAGAGAUUUAACAAAAGAGUUAAUAGCGUUAAAAAAUGCUCGCAGAAAGCUUUAGAUUAGGACAAGGUUAUUAGAGACCUUGUAAUACUACCUUGAUCUGGAAUUUUAUUCUGUUUUUCCUUGAAGAUAUGUUUUGUAAUAUGGAAGUGUACUAUUUUUUCAGUUACUUGUGGAGAGAAGAGAAUGCAGAACAGCAAGCUCUUGCUGCAAAACGGGAGGACUUGGAAAAGAAGCAGCAGCUUCUUAGAGCAGCAACAGGAAAGGUGAGAGUCAUAGCAUGCUGUCAUAAUUAUGAUAGAGAUUUUCAGUAACUAAUAUAGUUCUUUUUCUUUCUGAAGAAUUUUGUGGGGAAUGGUCAGGCCAGAAGUAAAAAUCAAAACUGCCUAAAGACAAAUUCAUUUGUAUUAAAACAAGUAUUUAUGACUUACCAAGUCACAAAUACAAACCAAACUGUGUUUUUUUAAAUUAGCUUCUGUGGUCACCAAUCACUUGCUUAAGUGCAUACAGUUGCCCUAUACUUAAACUUCAGUAGCUGUGUAUAUUAACUUGUCUGAACAAAUAAUGGAUUCCGUGUUGUGUGCAUUAUAAUGAUCAUUGCAUAACUUUGCCCUGUUGGUAUAAAACUGAAGAUAACUAAAAGUGGAGGAAAUCCUUAAAGAGAGAGAGAGAAAUAGAGAUGGGGUUUACCCUAUUUCCACAAAGUAUAGGAAGCUCAAGUAAUUCUGCUUUAUUAUGACAGGCUAUUCUAAAUGGCAUUGACAGCAUAAACAAAGUCUUGGAGCAUUUCCGUCGCAAAGGCAUUAACCAACAUGUUCAGAAUGGCUAUCAUGGAAUAGUAAUGAAUAACUUUGAGUGUGAGCCUGCGUUCUACACCUGUGUUGAAGUUACUGCAGGAAACAGGUAUAGUUCUGAUUACUAGGCUUUUUUCCUGUAGAAAUGUUUAAUGUGAACAUAUUAACUACAGUGGUGCCUCGCAAGACGAAAUUAAUCCGUUCCGCGAGAGUCUUCGUCUAGCGGUUUUUUCGUCUUGCGAAGCAAGCCCAUUGACGGAUUAGCGCUAUUAGCGGUUUAGCGGCUAUUAAAGGCUUAAAGGCUUAGGGGAUUAGUUGCUAAAAGGCUAUUAAAGGCUAUUAAAGGCUUAGCAGAUUAGAUAAAGGGGGGGGAAAGCGAAAAAAAAAUCUCAAGACUCGCAAGGUAUUUUCGUCUUGCGAAGCAAGCCCAUAGGGGAUUCGUCCUGCGAAGCAACUUCAAAACGGAAAACCCUUUCGUCUAGCGGUUUUUCCGUCUUGCGAGGCAUUCGUCUUGCGGGGCACCACUGUAUAAACCAUUGUCUGCUAGCACAUAAAAUGGUGAAUUGGGCGUUUUUCUAAUAAAUAUUAGUGCAUAAAACUUUUUGGGUUUUUUUUUUUAAAUGAUAUUUAUUGAGAUUUCAAAAACAAAAAAUUACAUAAAAGACAAUGAAAAAUAUAGGGGGGGGAAGAGAAAAAACAUACAAAAUGCAAAGUAUAAAAAAAAAUAGAAAGAACACUUAGAAACAAAUUUAUCCUUUCGUAUCUUACAUUUCAUUUCCUUGCUUUCCUGACCUCCUCUCACCUCCCUUUUUUGUAUUCCGGUUCAAUUGGUUAAUUCAGCAAUUCCUUUCCCUCUUUGUUUUUGUCUUAGUCCUUUAACUUAAUAUAUUAUAGCUUUAAAUUCUCACCUGUUAACCAGCAAUUUUUUCAUACACCUUUAUGACAUUGCUGCUAGAACCACUUAAUUUCAUUCUGACAUCAUUCUAACAUUCAUUAAUUUUACAAUUUUUCUGUAAAUAGUCUUUAAAUUUCUUCCAAUCUUCUUCCACCGACUCUUCACCCUGGUCUCGGAUUCUGCCAGUCAUUUCCGCCAAUUCCAUGUAGUCCAUCACCUUCAUCUGCCAUUCUUCCAGAGUGGGUAGAUCUUGUGUCUUCCAAUACUUUGCAAUAAGUAUUCUUGCUGCUGUUGUAGCAUACAUAAAGAAAGUUCUGUCCUUCUUUGGCACCAUUUGGCCGACCAUGCCCAGGAGAAAGGCCUCUGGUUUCUUCAGAAAGGUAUAUUUAAAUACCCUUUUCAUUUCAUUAUAAAUCAUCUCCCAGAAAGCCUUAAUCCUUGGGCACGUCCACCAAAGAUGAAAGAAUGUACCUUCAGUUUCUUUACAUUUCCAACAUUUAAUGUCGGGCAAAUGAUAGAUUUUUGCAAGCUUGACUGGUGUCAUGUACCACCUGUAUAUCAUUUUCAUAAUAUUCUCUCUUAAGGCAUUACAUGCCGUGAACUUCAUACCUGUGGUCCAUAACUGUUCCCAGUCAGCCAUCAUUAUGUUAUGUCCAACAUCUUGUGCCCAUUUAAUCAUAGCAGAUUUCACUGUUUCAUCUUGAGUAUUCCAUUUCAACAGCAAGUUAUACAUUCUUGACAAAUUCUUAGUUUUGGGAUCUAACAGUUCUGUUUCCAAUUUUGAUUUUUCCACCUGGAAGCCAAUUUUCUUGUCCAGAUUGUAUGCCUCCAUUAUCUGAUAAUAAUGAAGCCAAUCUCGCACUUUAUUUUUUAGUUUUUAAAAACUCUGCAAUUUCAGUUUAUCUCCCUCUUGUUCCAGAAUUUCCCAAUAUUUCGGCCAUUUGGCCUCCAUAUUGAGCUUUUUCAGAGCCUUCGCUUCCAUCGGUGACAGCCAUCUUGGAGUUUUAUUUUCAAGUAGAUCCUUAUAUCUUAUCCAAACAUUAAACAAUGCUUUCCUGACAAUAUGGUUUUUAAAUGCUUUAUGUGCUUUGACCUUAUCAUACCACAAGUAUGCAUGCCACCCAAAUACAUUGUUAAAACCUUCUAAGUCCAAAAUGUCUGCGUUUUCCAGAAGCAGCCAUUCCUUCAACCAGCAAAAAGCUGCUGAUUCAUAAUAAAGUUUAAGGUCUGGCAGGGCAAAUCCACCUCUUUCUUUUGCAUCCGUUAGUAUUUUGAAUUUUAUUCUAGGCUUCUUGCCCUGCCAGACAAAUCUAGAAAUGUCUCUCUGCCACUUCUUGAAACAGUCCAUUUUGUCCAAAAUUUGCAAUGUUUGAAACAGAAACAGCAUUCUAGGCAAUACAUUCAUUUUUAUAGCAGCGAUACGGCCUAGCAGUGAAAGCUUUAAAAGUGCAUAAAACUUUUUGAUUCCAUAGGAUUUUUUUCUUGGUAGUGCUUGAUGGCAUGUAGGAGGGGAGACAAUGCAGUUUUAAUUUAAGAUAAAACAUUCAUUCAUUCAUUCAACUUUGUUCUCUCUCUUUUCAUGUUAGGCUUUUUUAUCAUAUUGUAGAUUCUGAUGAAGUUAGUACCAAGAUAUUAAUGGAGUUCAAUAAAAUGAAUCUACCUGGAGAAGUAACUUUUCUGCCUCUGAACAAGCUGGAUGUUAGAGAUACUGCAUACCCUGAAACCAAUGUGAGUCUGCCGUCGUUUUCUUUAAAUAGCAAAUUGUCCUGCUAGGCCUACAUACUUGUAAUCAUUUCAGUGCUAUUCUGGCCACAAAUAAAAUGAUUGCAAAGGUGGAUGCAACCUGUAUUUCAUAUGUCCCUGCAUGUUGCCGUUCUAAAUCUGUCUUUUAGCCAGGUUAUUUUCCUUUAAUUUAAGGGAAUUGUUGUGUGAUUUACUUACAUUCUAGAUUAUUAUAGUCUACAUUUCAAUUAUUUGUAUUUUUGAUACCAAGUUGGCUUUUUUAUAGUAUACAUUUUGUACCUGAAAAUAAAUGCAGUACUCUUGUACUUCUUUUUAACUGUUUAAUAUUCUUGCUUUCAGGAUGCUAUUCCUAUGAUCAGUAAACUAAGAUACAAUCCAAGAUUUGAUAAAGCCUUCAAGCAUGUUUUUGGAAAGACUCUUAUUUGUCGUAGUAUGGAAGUGUCUACCCAGCUGGCCAGAGCUUUUACUAUGGAUUGUAUUACUCUGGAAGGUAUGACUUUGGUUCAGUUUUAUUUGCAAAGGAAAGGGAUUUCACCGUUUACUUGGCUCUUUGUCAGCAAUUCAACAAAGCAUAUAUAAUUCAUUGUGUUCUGAUAAGCUGAAUUUGUUGCGUACUAGUUCUCUCCCAAACCCUGUUCUGGCUAUAUAUUGAAAAGGCCAGUUCAUACAAAUGUAAUUGCUUGAUUCUUAGAAUAACUUAGGUAGAGCUGUAAAUGUUUUUCAUUAAGUGUUAAUAAUAAUUUUAAAGUAGCAAAAGGGGAAUCUCCAGCCCAUAGGCCUAACUAGUUUUUCUAGGCCUUUCAACUUGGCUGGCAGGGCCAUUUCAACCAAGUCACACUCACCUGCCCUACAUCAGAUUAGCAUCUAUUCUUCACAAAUAUAUUCCCCACCCCCAGGUGAUCAAGUCAGCCACCGAGGGGCUUUGACUGGGGGUUAUUAUGACACAAGAAAGUCUCGACUUGAACUGCAGAAAGAUGUAAGAAAGGUGGAAGAAGAACUAGGAGAACUUGAAGCAAAGCUCAAUGAAAACCUGCGAAGAAACAUUGAAAAUAUCCUUCAUAGUGCUUGUUCAUAUGUGGAGGAUGUUGUUGGUGGGAUUGCUUAUUUGCCUGUUUCUCAGUAAAAUAACUGCAUUGCGUGUAAGAGAAUGGAUGACUGAGGUACAAAUAGUGUGUGAAUGCUGUUGGUAGUUUUGUAUGUCUCUCAGUGUACAUGCAUUUGUCUUCUGCAUGAAGGCGAGUAAGAGAUGACAUAAUAGAAGUUUAUAAAAUUAACCCUGGCAUGGAGAAAGUAGAUAGAGAAAAGUGGGAGUCCCCCCCCCCCCGUCUCAUGACACUAGAACAACCAAUGAAUCAGUGUAGGAAGAUUCAAGAUGUAUAAAAGAAACUACUUCUUCAUGCAACACAUGGUUAAACUGUGGAACUCACUCCCACAGGAGGCAGUGAUGGCCAUGAACUUGGGUGGUUUUAAGAGCAGUGGCCAAAUUCAUGAAGGAAAGGGCUGUCAGUGGUUCCUGGCCAUGAUGGUUAUGCUCUUCCUCCAAUGCUUCUGAAUACCAUUUGCUGGAAACCACAGAGGGGAGAGUGCUCUUGUGGUCAAAUCCUGCUUGCUGGUUUCUGACAGGCAACUGUUCAGCCACUGUAAGAACAGGUUGCUGGACUAGAUGGGCCACUGGCCUGAUCCAGCAGGCUCUUCUUACGUUCUUAUGCUCUGGUCACUGUUCAGGAAACUCAGAAGGGCUGGUUGUUGUUAAGAAAAAGUAGUGUAGGUAUAUUCUGCUGCCGAGAAUCAGUCAAGAUUUGCUCGGCCAAGAAGAACAGAAAAAGGGGUCUUAACCGUAUAUUUGCAGAGAGUAGCUCUUCACCAGUAGCGUUGUAGAAACUGAACAAAUAUGCCAGCAGCUUUGCUCAAAAAGUGCACAUGAGAUUGUUUUUGCUGGGUUUGUGGUCAAGUCUGGUAGGUGAUUAGCUUGUAAGUACAAUUUUCAGCCAUACUGUAACUUGCAUUUGUUUAUAGAAGGUUGUGGCAUGUAGUAUUUUUGUCAUGUUAAUAUGCUAUGAUUUGUAAACAGCCUUCAUUGCUGUAAAAGGAUUCAUUUUCUAAGACCAACAACAUACUGAUUUUAUAUCAUUCAUAAUGUACAUGAUGAUCAGAAUUUUUCCUUAGCACACUGCAUGGAUUAAUAAUGAAAUUGAUCAGCUAAUGAAUCAGAUGCAGCAGAUUGAAACCCAACAAAGAAAAUUCAAAGCUUCCAGAGACAGCAUCUUAUCAGAGAUGAAAAUGUUGAAAGAGAAGAGACAGCAGUCAGAAAAAACAUUUAUGCCCAAGGUAUGGGAUCAUAGAUUUGUAGAGUUGGAAGGGAUCACGAGGGUCAUCUAGCCCAACUCUCUGCAAUACAGGAAUAUUUUGCUCAAUGUGGGGCUUGAACUCACAGCCCUGAGAUUAAGAAUCUAUUUCUCUACUGAUUGAGCUAUCAACAGAUAAAACUAUAAUCCUAACACUUGACUCGCAGUGGCUGGUUUAAUGGAAUAGAGCAACCACUGGUGCAUCCACAGCCCAGUCACUUGUGCCAGUCAUGUCAGCAGCAGGAAAAAAACGCCCCUUUGCUAGUUCAGUUCCUUUGCUGAAUUAUGCUAAUUGCCAUCUUAUGACAGCGGUAGGGCCUGCUCAGGAUCCAGCAGAUCCUGUGCUUACAAGUGAGCAUUCCCCUGAUGGUGGAGCUUCCCCAGCAGCAGUCCGCUCCGCUCCAUCCAAACACCCUCCAGUUCAAGGGCUUUGAUUGCUCUUCCUGCACAGCAGAUUAUACUUUCAUUAUCUGGAUUGUUCAGUGUGCUAUCCAGUAGAUUAACUGGUUUUAAAAAAAGGAAUGAAGCAAGUGAUAGUAAUAGUAAUGCUUAUGAUUAUUUCUCAGUCCAGUUUCAUAUUCCCUGAGAGUCCCUAAGGCUGCAGAGUAUGAUUUUACUUCUGAGUAGGUACAUAUAUGAGUGAGAUCACUGUUGUUGCUUAUUGCGUUUAAGCCUUUUUUAUAUGGCAUUUGCUGCUAGGUCACAUAAUUAGAUAAAUUGGAAGGCUGCUUUCAUGAUACUCACAUUUAAUUUUUUCUUCAGCAACGAAGCUUACAAAGUUUGGAGGCAAGUUUACAUGCUAUGGAAUCAACCCGGGAGUCUUUAAAAGCAGAACUGGGGACAGACCUGUUGUCGCAGCUCAGUUUAGAGGACCAGAAACGAGUUGAUGCACUUAAUGAUGAGAUCCGACAGCUACAGCAAGUAAGGACACUUAAAAUGAAAAAUAAAAUUGCUGUGAUUAAGAAUGUUGGGAAAUUAUUUACAAAAGCCUGUUCAGAACUAUUCCCUUCCCCACUUUCUACCUUUGCUAUCUUUUCAUUUGGUAGCAAAAAUAGUGUGAUACCAACAUUCAUCAUUCAUAGAGCUGAUCCACUGAAAUCAAUGCAUGCCCAUAGAUUUCAGUGGGCUUGCUAGAAUGUACUUAUAAAACAUGUAUGUAAAUAGUGAAGAGCAUAAAGCAUUUAAUGAAAUACCAGUAAAACUGUUUAAUCUGAUAAUUUUAGUUUGGUAAACCACUUUGAGGUUUUAGUAACAUAAAGCGAUGUAUAAAUAUUGUGAAAUAAAAUUAUUUUCUAAAACAAUCAGCCAACAAUAUUUAGUUGUUUUUGUAUAUCCGUAUGUAUUUCUUGGUUUAUAGGAAAACAGACAGCUUUUGAAUGAAAGGAUCAAGCUUGAGGGGAUCAUCACACGAGUCGAGACUUAUCUCAAUGAGAAUUUGAGAAAGCGCUUAGACCAAGUUGAACAAGUAAGAUAUUUUAUUUUGAUCCACUACAUUCUUAACAUUUUUUUAAAAACUAUUUUAAAAUCAUCACAGUGACUCGGUAUUUACUGGUGUGUCUCUAAGUUAGUGGAUGUUCACGUAAUAUUUAUUUAUUGAACUGCCAACAUUCAACAAAUUUUGGAGAAUCCUAUGAUGACACAAAUAUAAAUUCUCUUUAUGCAAUUUUUGGGGUGAAGCUGCAAUCUAUAUAUUUCUAAUCAAUUACAAAAAUGAGCUAUUCAAUAAUAUAUUGUAAACCAUGAAAAGUAACCUCUUCUAUGUAGUAUAGUUUCCUUAUUUGCAUCGGCUGAACUUGCAUGCUGUUAACAUUUUGCAUUUUUAGGAACUGAAUGAGCUGAGAGAGACAGAAGGUGGCACUGUUCUUACAGCAACAACAUCAGAGCUUGAGGCUAUCAACAAACGAGUGAAAGAUACGCUGGCACGCUCAGAAGGUUGGUAAUCAAGAGAAGGUGUCAUAUCUAGAAUAUUUUAUUAAAAUACUCUAAAAUACAGUUAACUUAAAGUAUUCCAAGAACAAUUAACUUAACAAAGUUUAUAACACUGAAAUGAAAUCAUGUUCAAAGAGUACACAGUACAAAUAGCACAAAGAAGGAUAAAGAAUAACUAGAACUGGUAGCACAAGUCUGGACACAUUAGCUGUGCUUCCCAUUAAGCCCUCCAGAAGGAUACAAACUAUAAAACCUUAUUGGACUCCCUUAGUGCAAUGGAUUCCAUGGCUUCUUUCUGAAGCUGCUGCUAGAAGUUGUAGUGGAUGCUGUGCUUGACAUAAUCUUUACAUACCUUUAUUUCUUUAUACUGGCACAUCUGGAUUUUGUUGUCUUGUUCUUCAUCACCUUUGGGAGUUUAUUAACAUUCCAGAGUACAUUCCCACCCUACCCUGGUUAUAUUUUAAAAUCAUAGAUAUUAUUAAUAAAGAUUUAUCAAUGUUCUGCAUUUUCUUUGUAUAUCAAGUUGUAAAGCUCAAUUUCAACUAUAUGUUUUUAUACUAUUCUUUGAUUUGUUAUACUAGAUCUGGACAAUUCAAUUGAUAAAACAGAAGCAGGAAUCAAAGAACUCCAAAAAAGCAUGGAGCGCUGGAAGAACAUGGAGAAAGAGCACAUGGAUGCCAUUAAUCAUGACACAAAAGAGCUUGAAAAAAUGACUAACCGGCAAGGCAUGCUUCUGAAGAAGAAAGAGGAGUGUAUGAAGAAAAUCAGGGAAUUGGGAUCACUUCCCCAGGAAGCGUUCGAAAAAUACCAGACUUUGAGCCUGAAGCAGGUAACAAAAGUGUUGAGUGCUCAUCUCCAGAGACAGUGAGUGGUGGUUCAUACCGUGCUCUGAUGGAUUUUCUCAAUUCUUUUAUACAGCUAUUUCGCAAACUGGAACAAUGCAACACAGAACUGAAAAAAUACAGUCAUGUCAAUAAAAAAGCUCUAGAUCAGUUUGUGAACUUCUCAGAGCAGAAGGAGAAGUUGAUAAAACGACAAGAAGAGUUGGACAGGGGCUACAAGUCCAUCAUGGAGUUGAUGAAUGUCCUUGAACUCAGAAAAUAUGAAGCUAUCCAGCUGACAUUCAAACAGGUAUUAUUUGGCACCCAUUGUGAGUGACAAGGCUGUUUGACAUGCUUUGAAUUGCAUGUUGGAAACAAUUGUAUUAUGUAUUUUGCAUGUGUUCAUAUUUGUAAAGUUCAUAAAUUGUCACCUGGUUUUAUUUUGACAAGCAAACUGAGGUUACUGAAAUCUUAGCAAGAACUUAUUCACUCUAUGAAAAGGUCCUAACAGAGGCACAUGUCUCAGACUAGAUUCUAACUGGAUUGUAAAUAUUUGUAGGUGCUAGAAAUUUUUUAUACUGUACUACGUUUACCACAAUUGCUAUGAGUUUGAUACAGGAUAAACCUGCCCUUGACCCCACCAACUGCAGUAUUGGCGUUUGGUGCAUGUGUGAAAAGACUGCUUGCAUAUCAGUGCUCUACACAAGAGAAGGGCUCCUGAGCCAACCCAGAUUCUCUAUCCCCACCCCUGUGCACACAUGGAGGAGCUUUGUGUACAUAUGUUGUUGCAAGCAUAGAGCCCUUAUACACAUACAGGGAGCCAACCCAUACAGUCCCCAGUCUUUUGUCAUUCAAGUUUUUUGUUUUGCCACAAGCGCCAGUAGCAAGCACCAGUUUGCUACUUUAUUGUGUUUAGUGCGCUUUGGAAACACUGAAUCAGCAAUUAUUAGAGUACUUCUUUAAUCGGGUGAUGGGAUGGGAUGUGAUUUUCUAGGAUGAACUCUUAUGGCAAUACUUUACCAAAGUAGCUUUUGAAAUCCUUUUAAAUUACUAUAUUUUUUCUGUCAGAAAUAUUUGUCUGCCAGAAAAAGCCUUCAGGUUAUUUGUGCAAAGAUUAAUAUGGAUUGAAUUACACUUUCUCAAGGUCUCAAAGAACUUCAGUGAAGUCUUUCAGAAGCUGGUGCCUGGGGGGAAAGCUACACUCGUGAUGAAGAAAGGUGAUGUGGAAGGCAGUCAGUCUCAAGAUGAAGGUGAAGGUGGUGCUGAGAGUGAAAAGGGAUCAGGAUCUCAAAGCAGUGUUCCUUCUGUAGACCAGUUCACUGGAGUUGGGAUUAGGGUAAUGGAAUAUUUUACCUUGCACUCUCAUGACCACAAAUUAUAUUAUGGUAAUGCUUAAGAAUUAGCAGUAACUAAUCUUUCAUUGUUCCUGCAGGUGUCAUUUACUGGCAAGCAAGGUGAAAUGAGAGAGAUGCAGCAGCUUUCUGGUGGACAGAAGUCACUUGUGGCUCUAGCCUUAAUUUUUGCUAUCCAGAAAUGUGACCCUGCGCCGUUUUACCUCUUUGAUGAAAUUGAUCAAGCCCUAGAUGCCCAGCAUAGAAAGGCAGUUUCAGGUAGAGUCUUGGGUAUUUUACUGUUUAACACAAUGCUACAUAUUACUUCUCUAAUUGCAGUUACAAAGAAAGCUUCUCAUAAUAAAAAUAAUUGGGAUUAUAGUUUCACUGUAGCUGCUUAAUAUGACAUAUGUGCGUCUUGUGGCUGUCCUCUGGGGUACAGAAGUGAACUGCUGUUAUGCUUCUCGGGAACACAGUUGGCUGUUUCACUGUAGCUAAAGGAAGGAACACAGGGAGAUAUUUGCCACUUCAAGUUGACCUAGCUCUGUGGAUUCCCCAGAUAUGUCUGGGUCUCACUGAUGGGAAUGACAUUGUAAUAGUAAGGCAGAGUAUGACUUCUAGAAGGUAAUCUGGCUUUAUUAAGAUGUGUAAACCUUAUAAACCAACCUGGGGCCCUUCUUAGUGUGCCUCCUCUACAUGACAUCCAGAGGAUGGCAACAUGAGAAUGGGUCUUUUCUGCAGUGGCUCCGUUUGUGGAAUACUCUCCCCAGGGCGAUUAGUCUGGUGCCUUCAUUAUAUAUAUUUUUAGAUACCAGGCAAAAGCAUUCUUCUUCAACCAAGCCUUAUUGCUACUGCUUCCAUCAACCUUGGAAAAGUUUUCAUAGUGGCAGCCCCAAACCUGCUCUAGCACAUUUUCUGGAAUGACAAAAGAGCAGUGCAGCAGCCAGGAAGAUGGAGUUACCCUUUGAUUUCUUGACUGGUAUAUUCCCAAUUAUAUAUUUCUUCCAAGUCCUUCCACAUUUAUUCCAUACAUGAUGAAUCAAAUGCUGACCAAAUCGAGCUCCUAUGACAGUUUGCAGAAUAGUCAUGUGAUGCCCACUCGAGCCAAUUGCUGAAAUUUGCUUGCAUUUUAAUAUCACACUUUGUUAUGUACCAGAACUUGCUGCGUUUUAUUACUUACCCACUAAAGAAAUGCCUGGAAAAUUAUUUCAAUGUUCGUUGAGAAAUUUGUUUUACUUCCCCAGAUAUGAUCAUGGAACUGGCAGAACAUGCUCAGUUUAUUACCACAACUUUCAGGCCGGAACUGCUCGAGUCUGCUGAUAAAUUUUAUGGUGUAAAAUUCAGAAAUAAGGUAUGCAAUUAUAAAACGUGUUAAAUAAAUUAUUGUAGGCAAUGGCUGAAGUCCCUCCAAAGCAUGAUGGGACACUGUUACCAUAAAUAAUAAACCUGGAACUUGCUUAUAAAUCACUUCAUUAACAAUAAAGGCACAUGAAUUCAACAGGCUUAUGUUAAAGGCUGCGAUGGCCUCUGACACAUUUCUAGUGACUUGAUUGCUAAUGUUUGCAUAGAUUUCAGCUUCAUUUGACUGACUGAAGGCAAGGGUAGUACUGCACAGAUGUCUAGAUACACAGACAUUUCAGAACAUAUGACUGGAGGUUUUUUUAUUUUUUACCUUUAUUAUUUUUAGUACAAAGUACGUGCUGUCCUCCUUCUAGGCUGCUUUCUGUAGAUGACAGUCUAAAAGUAGAAGAGUAUGCACUCCAUUCUAUUAAAGAUCCUGUGCCAAGAGUUUGAAUUGUGCUGUUUGUAUAAAAUACGUAACUCUUGUCAUUUAGAGUGCAGACCAAAGCCGUGAUGUGUCACACUUGGGGGUGGUGUGUGUGGAUGGGAUGGUCACCCUCCACCAGCCCAGAACAGCCCCACUGACUGUGAAGUGUAGCUCUCUUAACUUGGAGCUCCCCUUUUCUUCCACUGAAAGUGCAGGCUGGCAGAACAACCACUGGCAUGAAUGUUCAAAACAGGGUGUUUGAGCGCUGCCCCGCUGGCCUCACUUGAUGGCCUGUACCCGCCCCUGGGAGGGACAAGCUUGUGGAUACAGUGGUUGCUUUGCCACUUCAUUGUGUUGCACUGCUGCCCAGCCAGGGUUUGAAUUGCUCUGGCUGAUUAUUUUGCUCUGCCUUUGCCGUUCAUAGGUGGUGGGAUCAGGUAUGCAGGACUCUAAAGCUCUGAGUAAUGGAAAUCUUGUUCUGACACUCAUCACUCCAGUUUCUGAAACAUCACAAGGCAGUGUCCAUUCACUUUCAAAUACAGGGGUCUUCCCACUUACGCUGGGGUUACAUUCUGGGGCCCUGCAUGCAUAAGCAAAUAUUUUGUAAGUGGGGCUAAAAAGCCUCCAAAUGCCCGUUUCCCCCUGCUGUCCAGCAAUCUCAUUGUCACUCUCUCUCCACACCUAGAGUUAAAGUUCUGUGGCCAGCUGGAGACUGGAGGUUGCACAGAGAAGUGGCUGCUGUGCUACUGUGCAUGUCAGUUGCUAGGUGGGGAGAAUGAACAGCCUACACAAAGCCCUGCUGUAUCUCUCAUCUCUUUGGGGCUUCCUCCUCCCUCACUGAAGUCCUCCUAGGGCUCCUGGGAGGGUCUCCUCACUGGCCACAAGGACUCUCCAGCUCUCUCCUGCCAUUUCCUGGUUUUAAUCUCUUUAUUUCCUGACGCCGUGCAUAUUUGUGGUCACGUGCAAGUUGAUUGUGUCUAAGUGGGAUGAUGCCUGUACAUAUUUGCAAGCAUAAAGGUUAGAAAUGGAAGCUGGAUUUAGGAUGCAGUAUUGCAUGCUGAGAUUUUCCUGCAUGUUUUCAAAAUGUAGAGUUGUGUGUGGAACAUUUGGUAGAAUGAUUUUGUCUGGCUCAUACAUUAAUUAAAAAAAGGUAAAGGGACCCCUGACCAUAAGGUCCAGUCGUGGCCGACUCUGGGGUUGCGGUGCUCAUCUCACUUUAUUGGCCAAGGGAGCCGGCGUACAGCUUCCGGGUCAUGUGGCCAGCAUGACUAAGCCGCUUCUGGCGAACCAGAGCAGCGCACGGAAACACCGUUUACCUUCCCGCCGGAGCGGUUCCUAUUUAUCUACUUGCACUUUGAUGUGCUUUCGAACUGCUAGGUUGGCAGGAGCAGGGACUGAGCAACGGGAGCUCACCCUGGCGCGGGGAUUCGAACCGCUGACCUUCUGAUCGGCAAGUCCUAGGCUCUGUGGUUUAACCCACAGCGCCACCCGUGUCCCCAUACAUUAAUUACACAGUUACAAAUUUACAGUACUGUAGAGGGAGAGUGCUUCAUAAACACCAUGGAGCUGUUAUGUUGGCUAGCAUCUUCAUUGAUUUCAAAACUGUGUUUCUUUUUCUGAUUUAGGUCAGUCAUAUUGAUGUGAUCACAGCAGAGAUGGCCAAAGACUUUGUGGAAGAUGAUACUACUCAUGGAUAA
Molecule: messenger RNA, 35673 nt
Organism: Podarcis lilfordi (Lilford's wall lizard)
Lineage: Eukaryota; Metazoa; Chordata; Lepidosauria; Squamata; Lacertidae
Source: the annotation of a GenBank genome assembly